This is a messenger RNA of Colletotrichum truncatum, 1065 nucleotides long. RefSeq names its product endo-polygalacturonase. The record is from RefSeq and is a predicted model, not a curated record. Gene Ontology annotation, biological process: pectin catabolic process. Lineage: Eukaryota; Fungi; Ascomycota; Sordariomycetes; Glomerellales; Glomerellaceae. Gene Ontology annotation, cellular component: extracellular region. Gene Ontology annotation, molecular function: polygalacturonase activity.
CAGCCACAAUAUCAUCCGCGAGCUCCUUGUAGAAUCACCACGUAUCACGAUAUCGCCAAUGCCGUUGCGACUUGCACAGACAUCAUCCUCGAUUCCAUCGCCGUUCCACCCGCAAGCGCCAUCAAUCUACAGAAUCUAAAGAAUGGCGCCACCGUCACAUUUGCUGGAAAAACUACGUUUGGCACCACUGCGGACAACAACUUUGACCCAAUUAUUAUUUCCGGAGCUGGCGUUACCAUCACCGGCGCCCCUGGACAUGUCAUUGACGGCAACGGCCAGGCCUAUUGGGAUGGCCAGGGAUCCAACAAUCUCGCCAACCAGAAACCGGACCACUUCAUCGUUGUAAAAAAUACUUCGAGAUCUAAAGUCACGAAUCUUAACAUCACCAACUGGCCAGUUCAUUGUUUCUCGAUAACUGGGAACACUGACUUGACAAUUACCGGGCUGACGCUAGACAACUCUGCUGGAGACAAGCCCAACUCAAAGAGUGGCGGAAAGCCUGCGGCACACAAUACCGACGGUUUCGAUAUUUCGUCUAGUGAUGGCGUCACUCUAGACCAUAUUAAUGUUCAUAACCAAGAUGACUGCGUUGCUGUUACGUCUGGAAGCCGUGUCAUUGUGUCCAACAUGUACUGUUACGGUGGCCACGGUCUAAGUGUUGGCUCGGUGGGCGGCAAAAGCAACAACACCGUGGAUGGUGUAACGUUCCUUGAUUCCCAGGUCGUCAACAGCGAAAACGGAUGCAGAAUCAAGUCCAAUUCCAACACUAGCGGAAAGAUCAACAACGUCACCUAUCAGAACAUCACACUGAAAGGAAUCACAACUUAUGGCAUCGAUGUCCAGCAGGACUACCUCAAUGGUGGUCCCACUGGCAAGCCCACUAAUGGAGUAAAGAUGUCCAACAUCAAGUUCAUUGGCGUCACAGGCACAGUCAAAAGCUCGGCCUAUAACUACUAUAUCCUUUGUGGUGACGGCAGCUGCUCCAACUUUACAUUUCCUGGAACUCAUAUUUCUGGAGGUGGUAAAAGUAGCUGCAACUAUCCUACCAAGACGUGCCCGGCUUAA